UCUUUCCUUUAUACUAUAAUUGUUUUUCCCAAGUAAUCUGAUACUGCAGAGAUCGAAAAAAUAUUCUAAAAUGUAUGAGAAAAGUGGUUGCUUUGAUCCUAAUAACUCCGUGGUGGAGGCUGCAGCUGAUGGGUUUCCUCAAGCUGUGGACCAGAACUUGAACCUUUCUGCUCAGCAACUCCCUUAUGAUCACCACCAACAAGAAGCAGCAGCUGUUUCCACCAUGGACAUCGACAUGGACAUGGAUAUGGACCUGGAGCUUCAAAACCAUCUGGCCUUCAGUAACCUUUUUAUGCAACAACUAGUUGACCACCCAGAUCAGCUUCUUUCAUUUGAUCAGCUUCAAGACGACCCACAACAAAAACAAGACCUUCUCAGUUCCUUUCACUUGCUUCCAAAUCCAUCCAUUGACAGUACUGGUUUGAGCUUUAUCGCUGACCUCCCAGCCUCAGAUAGCGCAUCAGUUUUGUAUCAUCUUAACCUGCCCCCACAGCCUCCUUUGCUCGGGGAGUUGUUCCAAUCUGCACCCCGCGGCUAUGGCCUGCCAAGCUCAAGAGAUUCAAGCGGAGGAACGGUGUACGAAGAUGAAGGAGGGAUGCUGGAGUUCAGUGGGGAAGCCAGCAAGAAAACUAAGCUUACUGAGCGGGAAAGGCGAGUAAACUUGAAUGAUAGGUUCAAAGCCUUGGCCAAUUUGGUUCCUAACCCUACCAAGUCCGAUAGGGCCUCGAUCGUCGGAGAUGCCAUUGACUACAUCAAAGGGCUUCUUAGAGAGGUCGACGAGCUCAAACAACUGGUGGACAAGAAAAGAUCGGGAGGCAGAGAGAGCCGCAUGAAGAGGCACAAAACAGAUCCAGACGAUGCCCCAGUGCAGUUCCAUAAUAAUGGAGCUUUAAGAUGCUCCUGGAUUCAGAAAAAAUCCAAGAAUACGGAGGUUGAUGUUCGAAUCAUUGAUGACCAAGUAACCAUCACUCUCCUUCAAAGAAAGAAGAGGGACUGUUUGUUGAAUGUUUCCAAGGUCAUUGACGAGCUUCACUUGGAUCUCCACCAUGUCGCCGGUGGCCACAUUGGCAAUCACUGCAGCUUUCUCUUUAACACAAAGAUAUUCCAAGGUUCUACUGUUUAUGCUGGUGCCAUAGCUGAUAAGCUCAUCGAGGUUAUGGACACAGAAUGUGCAGCCGUUCAACCCAUAAGUAGCUGUUAAAAUCAAGUCUGAUUCUGAUCACAGAAUGUCAGUAAAAUGCUAACAAAGACAAACAUGAUUGUGUCUUUGCUUUGUUUACUUUUUCCAUGGUUAGAAUGGGCUUUUGAUCA
This is a messenger RNA of Mangifera indica (mango), 1311 nucleotides long. RefSeq names its product transcription factor bHLH91-like. Bases 71 to 1201 code for a protein of 376 amino acids. Gene Ontology annotation, biological process: anther wall tapetum development; regulation of DNA-templated transcription. The record is from RefSeq and is a predicted model, not a curated record. The transcript has 3 exons. Gene Ontology annotation, molecular function: protein dimerization activity. Lineage: Eukaryota; Viridiplantae; Streptophyta; Magnoliopsida; Sapindales; Anacardiaceae.